Trifolium pratense (red clover) is the source of this 2501-nucleotide messenger RNA. RefSeq lists its product as uncharacterized. The coding region runs from base 121 to 2118 and encodes 665 amino acids. Gene Ontology annotation, molecular function: protein binding. Lineage: Eukaryota; Viridiplantae; Streptophyta; Magnoliopsida; Fabales; Fabaceae. The record is from RefSeq and is a predicted model, not a curated record. The transcript has 9 exons.
AUCCACGAUAUAAAAAUAUAGAGUAUUUACCUAAGAAGAAAAAAGAAAAAAGAAAAAACAAAAGGGGAAGAGAGAGAGAGAGAGGUGUUUGUUUGGGUAGCGAGAAAGGAGGAGGAAACAAUGGGCGAGGUAUCUGAAACAUCAACCAUGACAACGACGACGACGACGACGACGACGACGACGAAGAGGAAGAAGAAAGGUCGUCCAUCUCUUUUGGAUCUUCAAAAAAGAUCUAUCAAACAACAACAAAAACAACACCAUCAAAUCGAUCCUCCUCAUUCCAAUUCCAACAACGAUGAUGAUGACGAACGCAAACUCAAGAAACAAAAACUCUUAAUCGGUUUGAAUUCUCAUCUCCAAAACCCCACCACAUUACUCCCCAAUUCUCACAACACCGGAUCACAUCAAAACGUCGUCGUCGAUGGAAAGGUUCGGAAAGCGACUGACAGUAAACAUGGUUCGCAGGUUGUGUCCGGUCCCACUACACCUUUGCCAGACAAAAAGCUCUUGCUGUUUAUCCUUGACAGACUUCAAAAAAAGGACACACAUGGGGUCUUCUCUGAGCCUGUGGAUCCAGAAGAGUUACCUGAUUAUCAUGAUAUCAUUAAAGACCCGAUGGAUUUUGGAACUAUAAGGAAGAAAAUAGAUGGGGAUGGAGGAUUUUAUAUUAGCCUUGAACAAUUUGAGAACGACGUGUUCUUGGUAUGCUCUAAUGCAAUGCAGUACAAUUCACCAGAUACUAUCUACCAUCGACAGGCCCGAGCAAUGCAAGAGAUAGCAAGGAAGGACUUUGAGAAUCUGAGACAAGAUAGUGAGGAUGAUGAUGAUGACGAUGAUAAUGAUAGUGAACCACCACCACCACCCAAAAUUGUGCAGAGGGGAAGGCCACCAGGUAAGCACAAAAAAAAGUCAUUGGGCAUGUCUACAGUAGAGCAUGCUGCUCCUGAAUCUUCCUCUGAUGCAACUCUUGCUUCUGGUGGGGAUAUUGCUAGUGGCUCCAAUGGUUAUAAUCUAAGAAAAGUAGUAAGCAAAUUUCAGCCUUCAGAUUCAUCAACCAGGGCUCUCCAAUACAACAGUGGUGGCUAUACAAAUUGGACGUCUGAAUGGGAGAAUGAAUUUCCAGCUUCUGUUCUAAAAGCUGUGUCAAGGUAUGGAAAGAAGCAGUUCACCGUUGAUGAGACCAGGCGUGACACUUACAGAAAUCCAGUGGCUGUAGGAAAUGAAACACCCGUAUUGACUGCAUUUGAAGAUAAUUUCAAGCAACUUCUUGCGGUUGGUUUACAUGUGAAGCACAGCUAUGCAAGAAGUCUAGCCCAUUUUGCUGCAGACCUUGGUCCUGUUGCUUGGAAGGUUGCUGCUAGGAAAAUCAGCAGUGUUUUGCCACCAGGACAUGAAUUUGGUCCUGGAUGGGUAUCUGAUGAUGAUGUGUCACAGAAGCAACACUUUGCGGUUCGUGAUGAGAGAAAUUCAGACCCGCCUGUUCCAGAGGAUUAUAGAAGUAGAUUUCCUUCUCCAUCAAGAACGUUCUCUCUUGCAAAUACAUCAUGCUUGCAAAGUGGAGACACGGUAAUAAAUAGAGACCCGAGUUACCAAAACGAAAUGAAUCCAGGCAGCAGUGUUAGUGGUGGGAAUGAAUCUAUGAUUCACGGGAGGAUUCAGCAGGAACCUGCAGCACACUCCGAUGAUUUCGGUUCUAGUGGUCGGUUACGCUCUAAUUUUUCACCUCAAAUGACGAUGGUAAGACUUUCUGACAUAACUGGGUCUUCAAAUGCCGGUAAUGCUCCUCAAAUGGUUGUCAUGGAUACCAUAAACAGUCUUUCCAGUCAAAUUGCACCUACAAAUAUUAAUCCGGCAGGUCUCAAGGCUCAAUUCUUUAACAAGUCAAGUCACUCAGAUUCCAGCAAUUUAUCAGCUCCGGAAUCUGGAUUUGAUCCGCAAAGAUUUUCUCAAGGGCUUGCUGGAAAAUCAUCUUGGCAAGGAUUGGAAGUUCCUACCAAACAGAAUUCUUUUUCACCUGGUAAUGACUUGAAUGCGUUGAUGGGGGCGGCAACAAAUUCGCACAGUUCCAAUGUGGAGACUGGUCCUCAGCUGCAACCAAAUCUUGCAUUGCAGCUCUGAUGUAUUAUUUUUCAUAUUUGAUUUUUCUCAUUCAAUUUUCUAACGUGAUAAUGUCAUGUCAUGAGAGAGAAAGUUAAAAAGUUUAAUGGAUCCUAGUCAUAUAUUAGUAGGUUUUAUUAUAGUUACUCUUACUCCUGUGUUUUGUUUCCUCUCAUGACAUGACAUUGCCAUGUUGAUAAAUAAGAUGAGAAGAUCCAAAUCUUAAUUUUCUGUGAUUUGAUUUCAGAAGCUCUCAGAAGCUGGGCUUACAUUUUUUUUUAUAGUUGUAGAGCCUUUACAUUGUACUUUUGUUUUACUUCAAAAUGGAUGUUGACUGUGUACCAUGUUUACAGUUAGAUUGGUAUCAGCUCAUGACUAUAUGGCUUACAGAUUGAGAUAUCAAA